Solea senegalensis (Senegalese sole) is the source of this 1503-nucleotide messenger RNA. RefSeq names its product guanylate cyclase activator 1B (gene guca1b). The transcript is spliced from 4 exons. Gene Ontology annotation, biological process: visual perception. Gene Ontology annotation, cellular component: cone photoreceptor outer segment; photoreceptor inner segment. The coding region runs from base 131 to 712 and encodes 193 amino acids. Gene Ontology annotation, molecular function: calcium sensitive guanylate cyclase activator activity; calcium ion binding. The record is from RefSeq and is a predicted model, not a curated record. Lineage: Eukaryota; Metazoa; Chordata; Actinopteri; Pleuronectiformes; Soleidae.
CAGACUUUCAGAGGGGAUGUCUCAGUAACUGAGGAGUGAAAUGUAUACGUCUUGUAAACAAGACAUAUUAUAGUUGUCUGUAAUGUAAGGACUAAUUUUUAGAGAAGAAGAUAAGAAAUUGUCUUUCACAAUGGGUCAACGCCUGAGUGAGGACAACGACCAAGACAAGGAAAUUGACGUGGCAGAGCUGCAGGAAUGGUACAAGAAAUUUGUUGUGGAAUGCCCAAGUGGAACCCUCUUCAUGCACGAGUUCAAGAGCUUUUUUGGUGUCACUGAAAACCAGGCGGCAGCCGAUUACAUCGAGAACAUGUUUCGAGCUUUUGACAAGAAUGGAGACAACACCAUCGAUUUCCUGGAGUAUGUGGCAGCGUUGAACUUAGUCCUGAGGGGUAAACUGGAACACAAACUUAAAUGGACAUUCAAAAUGUACGACAAAGAUGGAAGUGGGUGCAUCGAUAAAGUGGAGCUGCUGGAAAUUGUGGAGUCUAUUUAUCGACUGAAGAAAGCCUGCCACGGUGAGCUGGAUGAAGAGUGCAAUCUCCUGACCCCAGAUCAAGUGGUUGAUCGGAUAUUUGAGCUGGUUGAUGAAAAUGGAGAUGGGGAGCUGUCUCUGGACGAGUUCAUCGACGGAGCCCGCAGGGACAAGUGGGUGAUGAAGAUGCUGCAGAUGGAUGUCAACCCUGGAGACUGGCUCUCCAACGAGCGGAGAUAAACUUGAACUGAGAAAGAACUUCUAAGGCUGAGGGACACACUGUCAAUCUGACACAAACUAAAACCGUGCUGGAACUCCGCGUGUAUUGCAGACACAUAUCGUAUUAUGUGGAAGGAAACAGCACAGUAGUCACCGUGGUGUUGUAAUAACAGUGCUGUGUAAGAUUUUGCUUUAUCAUUUCCACAAUGCUAUAUACUUUCUGUUUAUUCAUUAUGGUUCACAAUUAAAGUGACACAAUGUAGGAGUUCAACCUUUAAAUGAUGUUUAAAUGAGAACCACAAUAUUCUAAUUUAUGGCUGCGCAAACUAAAGCACACAAGUAAUGAAGGUUUAAUUAUUCAUACAAAAGAAUAGAAUACCAAUUACAGAAGACAAAACAACACUGAUUAUACUAAAAACAAACCUAUAAACACCUGAAAGCACAAUGAAAAAACAUUAAAAUAAUCUAAGCGCAGUUCAAGUGAAUGUCUGUGGUUUGGUCACAAAGGAUUUUUUGAAAACACCUUAGGCCAUGCGGACACACUGUAGCGCCUCCUGGACUCAAACUUUCCGCUCUUGCUAUGGGCUCAGAGGCUUUUGUGGUUUUCCAAGGAUACAAUCCUGUUUAAUUUAAAUUUUCACUUGCAAGUUACAGUAAGUGACCAAAACGAGGCAGGGAAAUGCAAAGUGAGGAGACUCUCAGUGUGUGUGUUAUACACAAUUGACCCCCAAGACAGCUCAAUGUCUGCUGUGAAUAUCUCUUAAAAACAUACAUUUACAUUUUUUCUGGGUUAAAUUUUCCAUCCAUCCAUC